Molecule: messenger RNA, 903 nt
Organism: Penicillium taxi
Lineage: Eukaryota; Fungi; Ascomycota; Eurotiomycetes; Eurotiales; Aspergillaceae
Product: WW domain-containing protein
Exons: 2
Coding region: 1-903 (300 amino acids)
Molecular function (GO): protein binding
Source: RefSeq, a predicted model, not a curated record
AUGUCCGCUUCAUUUACCCGGCCAUCGGGCCCGCCUCCCCCUCAGGCCCCCUCCAUCCCGGAUGGAUGGAAGGCCCAAUACGACGAGCGCUACAAGGCCUGGUUCUACAUCGAUCUCGCAACCGGGAAAUCACAAUGGGAAGUCCCCUCGACCACACCAGCCGCUGGCCCUAGCGAUGCUCCACCGUCAUACGACAGCGGGGGUCCCGCAAACCCAGCCAUCGCAGGCGACAAGAAAUCAAUGGCUUCGAAUAAUCCAUACAAUUCUGCCAGCACCAACGUCAACACAGCCAGUACGGCUGCUUCGCCCAACAUCGAAGAUGACGCAAAGCUAGCCGCAAAACUCCAGGCUGAAGAGGACGCUCGCGUAAGAGGCAGCGCUAGUAGCAGCAAUAGAGGCACGCCUGGUACUGCAUCGGACUACUAUGUUGGAUCUGGAUCUCCGCAGCCGGGCUAUGCGCCUGCGUCAUCGCCGCUGCCUGAGCAGCAGAAGUCGCGGAGCAAGGGCGGCUUCCUCAGUAAGUUGAUGGGCAAGGCUUCUGGAAGUUCUUCUAGCUCGCACCAUCAACAUCACCAGCCUCGGCCGCAGUAUGCUUCGCCUCCCCAGCAGCAGCAGCCGUAUCAGCAGCCGUAUCAACAGCCGUAUCAUCAGCAAUAUCAGCAGCCAUAUCAGCAACCUUAUCAGCAGUAUGCGCAGCCACCCGGACCUGGGUAUGGUUAUGCGCAGCAGCCUCACCGGAGGCAGGGCGGUGGUAUGGGAACUGCUGGUGCUGCUGCAUUAGGUGUUGGCGGUGGUCUGCUGGGUGGAAUGCUCAUUGCUGAUGCGCUUGAUGAUCAUGAUGACUACGGUGGUGGUGGUGGCGAUUUUGGCGGUGGUGAUGAUUUUGGCGGUGGUGAUUUCUAG